Cryptotermes secundus is the source of this 864-nucleotide messenger RNA. RefSeq lists its product as uncharacterized. Bases 385 to 816 code for a protein of 143 amino acids. The transcript is spliced from 4 exons. Lineage: Eukaryota; Metazoa; Arthropoda; Insecta; Blattodea; Kalotermitidae. The record is from RefSeq and is a predicted model, not a curated record.
CGGUCGGGGCAUAAAUAUGGCUAGCUGCUUAAUUAAGCACAGGGACUUUACCGUACUUAACAGUUACUGCAUUAAAACUAGGAGACAUUAAAACACAUUGAAGUCAUUACAGAGUUUUCCAAAUACUUUUGGAACAUAACGUGGGAAGAUGUAGCUUUAGAAGACCAAUAUAACAAUGCAUUUUUGUUCCAUUUAAGUUCCACAAAACUGUGAAGGAAACUAGUUUACUCAGUGCUUUGUAGUACGCAGUCCGCCCGGACAUUCCUGACAGACUGGGAGGGGAAGUGUGGUGCCAGGUCCAAUUCCCCCUCUGCAUCCUACCCUUUACUCCGCUUACUCAUUCAUGCGCCACUUCAUUCACAUCUCGUGCGCCGGACGAAGUGGAUGUGUUCUGAUAUGGCAGUGAUGUCCAACCGGCGCCUUUGUUCUAGCGUUCUUCUGGUGGGCCUGCUCCACUCCUGCUCGGCCGCAUGCUACUUCCCGAUAGAGCUGCAGGGUGAAUAUGCUAUGCAGUCCACAUCUGCGACGCCUGGAGGACAAGUGCAGUACUCAGAGGUGAACAUUACUGCUGAAGCCAUCCUCCCCAUUUGGGGGCAUUGCCACCGACGCCUGGGUAACAGCGUCAUCCUCACAGACAGUUCGUGGGGGCCGAACUGCAGUCGCUGUUUCCACAUCACGCUGAGGUCCAGGAACGUGCUGCAGGUGCGCACUGAGGGGCUGGACAAGUGCUACACGAACGAGGAUGCUGCGGAGGCGACAUGUCCUGACGAGAACAAUGCCCAGUUCAAGGACAUCAUUCUCUACAGUAUCAUAUAGCGUCAAAUGGGAAAUGAUAGGACGACGUCAGUUACGAGUUGAUAAGGA